Molecule: messenger RNA, 1047 nt
Organism: Paramormyrops kingsleyae
Lineage: Eukaryota; Metazoa; Chordata; Actinopteri; Osteoglossiformes; Mormyridae
Product: trypsin
Biological process (GO): proteolysis
Molecular function (GO): serine-type endopeptidase activity
Source: RefSeq, a predicted model, not a curated record
AUGCAGAGCCGCAUAGUGGGAGGAUACGCCCCAGCACCCCAUUCCAUCAAAUACAUGGUGUCAAUACAGAAUGACAAAGGGCAGCACUUCUGCGGGGGAUCUUUAAUCAACAAGUACUGGCUGCUGACGGCAGCACAUUGUAACAUCGGGUCCAGCCAGAUGGUCAUUGUGGCAGGAGACUAUUCCCUGUCAGUGUAUGAAGGAACAGAGCAAUUCUUUACUCCACGUUUCCUGGUUCCCCAUCCAGAGUAUAACAAGAGCACCAACAACGCAGACAUCAUGCUCAUAAGGUUAACGGUCCCCGUGCACUUAAACAGCUUUGUGACAGUGGCCCCCCUGCCACGCCAAGGAGCCUCGGUGUCAGAGGGGCGAGUUUGCCGGGUCUCUGGCUGGGGCUACACCAGCUCCACUGGGGCCCAGAUCCCUGCCACCCUCCGUACCGUAAAGGUUCCUAUCGUCUCUGCUGUCCAUUGCAACAGCAGCCAGUCCUUCGGGGGUAACAUCACGGCUAAUAUGAUAUGUGCUGGAUACUCUGCGGGGGGAAAAGACGCCUGUAAGGGCGACUCUGGCGGACCCCUGGUCUGUGAGGGCCGUGUCUACGGUGUGGUGUCCUGGGGGAACAGCUGCGCCAGUGCCAAAUAUCCAGGCGUCUACACUGCUGUCUCCCAGUAUCGGAGCUGGAUCGACCAGACUAUUAACAGCUUCUACGGCAAGUAUAUAACCACACCCGAAGUCCGGGACAACCCCAUAGCUCAAGCCCUCGCUUACUGGACGAGGGAUAUCCUGGAGGAGAAGUCGCUGUCCGAGGACUCGCACCUCGCUGAAGAGGUGCGAGACAACUUGCGGCAGCAAAGGAGAGGGGUGACAGAGACAAUGAUGAAGCAAGUAGCCCUGGACUGUGGGUUGCCUUUCCCCCCAUCGGAUGGGCUACCCAAACCCUCUGCGAUUCCAGCCGUGUCAUCACACAAAAAAGCGGAGGAAUCGCAGAGGGGCGGAUCCCUCAGGAAACCUGCCAAAGCCCGACGUGAAACCCGCUUGCGUCUUUGA